CUCAAACGGCAUCGGGCAUAACUACUAUUAACUACUGGCAGACUGGCUAGUGGCUUCUAAGUACUAACUGCAUAGGUACAUUAUUAUUUAUUAGUACGCCGUUAAUGUAAAAUUCAGAUUUUUGAGCAUUUUUAUUCUUACUACUUCGUUUGUGUACAUAAUUGUUUUAAAAGCAUUUAAACCAAAGUGUUGUAUAAUAUCUACUAUCAAUAUGCAGUCAUCCCAGACUGGCAUGGUCGGUCAACCAAGCUUUAAUGUGGGGCCUGGUUUACAAUCUAAUAUACAGACACAGGUUCCCGGUCAACACAAUGUAAUGGUACCACAAGUUCCUCUUAAUCAGAAUCCAGUAGGUGUUGGUUCCGUGUCUCAGCCACCAGUACCGCCUUCCAACCAAAAUCAGUCUGCAUCUGGUCAUCAAUUUAACACAGCGUCUUUGUGUCGUUUUGGACAAGAAACUGUACAAGAAAUAGUGUCUCGCACACACGAAGUAUUCCAGAUACUUAAAGUCCUAAUGCCACCGAAUGGUACUCCAACUGGUGCUAACAUGAGUAAUGAAAGGCGUAUUAAAAUGCAAGAUCAAUUGAGGAACAUAAAAUUACUAUUCAAACGACUAAGAAUUAUAUACGAAAAAUGUAAUGAUAGCUGCCAAUUACAAGGUAUGGAGUACAUGCAUAUAGAAGGACUGAUUCCACUCCAAGAAGAAUGGGACAUGAAGUCUGAAGAAAGAAAAACUAGCGAAACGUAUCGUAUUGCUAGCGAUGAAAUGAAAGAAGUAGCUGAACAAUUAAGUAAUAAGAAUAGACAUUUAAAAGAAAUAAUUGAUCAUCUCCGAAGAAUUAUAUGGGAAAUAAAUACAAUGUUAGCAAUGAGGAGGUCUUAAUAUACUUAUUUAAUUUAUAUGUACAUUUAAGUUUCAAUUAAAAUACAUUAACAAAUCUUUAUGAUUUGUACAUAAUAAUUAUUUAUAAGCUAAAUUUAAGACAAUAUCAAGAUCAAGUCAAAUAAAUGUGUUUGGUUUGUAGCCUUUGUAUAAGUAAAAUAUGUAGUAUCAAUUCUUGUAGAUUUAAUUAAUCUACCCAUACUAACUAAAAAUUAAACAGAAACAAUUCUUAUGACAAUA
This is a messenger RNA of Acyrthosiphon pisum (pea aphid), 1120 nucleotides long. It is a transcript of the gene MED30, whose product is annotated as Mediator complex subunit 30. Gene Ontology annotation, molecular function: transcription coregulator activity. The record is from RefSeq and is marked provisional. Lineage: Eukaryota; Metazoa; Arthropoda; Insecta; Hemiptera; Aphididae. Gene Ontology annotation, biological process: positive regulation of DNA-templated transcription. Gene Ontology annotation, cellular component: mediator complex.